Messenger RNA from Branchiostoma belcheri (Belcher's lancelet), 1573 nucleotides. Its product is annotated as zinc finger protein GLIS2-like. Gene Ontology annotation, biological process: regulation of transcription by RNA polymerase II; smoothened signaling pathway. The transcript has 6 exons. The coding region runs from base 227 to 1549 and encodes 440 amino acids. Gene Ontology annotation, cellular component: nucleus. Gene Ontology annotation, molecular function: DNA-binding transcription factor activity, RNA polymerase II-specific; RNA polymerase II cis-regulatory region sequence-specific DNA binding. NCBI's taxonomy places the organism in Eukaryota, Metazoa, Chordata, Leptocardii, Amphioxiformes, Branchiostomatidae. The record is from RefSeq and is a predicted model, not a curated record.
UCUUGUGGAGUCAGAACUUCAGGAUCCCGUCACAUCAGUCAGUCUGGGCCUGCUGAGUGAGGACAACCCCAUCACUUCUACUGUAACUCUCAACAUAGCCUCCUCAAGUUUGAUAGACUCUCCCGUGGUGUCUGCUGUUCUGGAGCCGACAGGGCUGUUAGCGGGGAACUUGCCAGGACACCUGUCUGUAGACGGGGGAGACUCCAGACAGAGUGACAGUGACUCCAUGGGGAUGACACCCGACGACGCUGUCAUUAACUUUUCUACUUCUCACGAUGACAGCGUGCACGCCACCAUCAAACAGGCGGUGUCCCAGGUCUCCCAGACCAUCCCCGCCUACCUCCUGACGGGGGACACCAUGGUCGACGUGGCGUCGCCGGGCGGGGCACUGCUCGGCAACAGCCUGCAGGAUGAGUUUGAGUGCAAGUGGCAGAAGGUUAAAUCUACUUGUGGGAAGAAAUUCAAGCGACUGGACGACCUUGUGAACCAUGUGAACGACCUUCACAUCCGCCCGGAGAAGGAAGUGGAGUACUGCUGUCGGUGGGAGGGCUGUGCUCGCAGAGGGAAGGGGUUCAACGCAAGGUAUAAGAUGUUGAUACAUGUACGGACACACACCAACGAAAAGCCACACAGAUGUCCCAGGUGCAACAAGUGCUUCUCAAGACUGGAGAACCUCAAGAUUCAUAACAGGUCACAUACAGGAGAGAAGCCAUACGUGUGUCCCGUGGAGGGCUGCAACAAGCGCUACUCCAACUCCAGCGACCGUUUCAAGCACACCCGGACUCACUACGUGGAGAAGCCUUACUACUGCAAGAUGGCCGGCUGCAACAAGAGAUACACGGACCCCAGCUCGCUCAGGAAGCACAUCAAGUCGCACGGGCACUACGUGAACCAGGACCAGCAGGAGGCCUGGCUCAGGAAGCAGCAGGAGCUGCAGCAGGCCAGACAGGAGCAGAAGAGGCAGGAGCUGGAGAAAAAACUGGCCGCCGAGCAGAGCGGGGACACCUCGGACGGGGAUGAUUCCUCGCCGAAUGACGGCAGCUCGCAGGCGGAUCUGACCAUUCCCGGUGCGCAGGAGUUUGUGAUGGCGACGUCGGCGGGACAGGACCAACAGGCCACCCUGGUGACGGUGGUCAGUCCGACGGUCAUCUGCCCCAGCCCGCUGGACUUGAGCAGUAUCUCGCACCUCCCCAACCACGGCCACACCUACAUCGCCACGCCGACCUACAUCGGGGUGGUGGCGUCCCCCACCACGCCCAUCGGUCUGUCCCCCAUCCUUAGUAAAUCUAACCCCUUCCUGUCCUCCACGGUGACAACAGGUGUGCUCGCUCACCUGAGCGCGACAACGGACAGUGUGGUCACCACCUCCAACUCCCUUCCCCCGCUGGAAUCCCCUACUAAAGGGGUCAGCUCAGAGGGGCACGAGCUGGACCAGUCGCUGAUCGCUUCCGGAAACGAACUGGACUCUGAGGUGCAGGACUUGUCGACAGACGGCACCUCGCGACACGCGGACGAACACUUGAUGGGACCAAAAGAAGUUGAAUCAUGAGAGGAGGAUGAUUUGCUGACUUGU